GGCAACAUCGCACCACGGACCAACUGGGGCAAGAUGGUGACCAUCCUGUACGCCAUCGUGGGCAUCCCGCUUAUGCUGCUCUACCUGACCAACAUCGGCGACAUCCUGGCCAAGGCCUUCCGCUACGUGUACGGCAAGCUGUGCACCUGCAGGCCGGCCCAGCACCCGCAGCGCCGCCGCCGGCAGCCGCUGCCACUGCACAACCACCUACAGCGCAACGCGGCCGUCGAAAACUACCGCGUCCACCACAUCGUCGGCCACAACUCGGUGGACCUGCAGGACGGCAAGCUCCGGGACGACCCCGUGCGCGUGGAGAGCCUCGCCGACGACGACGUGUACGAGGGCGGCGCCAAGCCCCGCGUUUCGGUGCCAAUCACCCUCUGCUUCGUCAUCAUGAUCGGUUACAUCUCGGGCGGAGCUGUCAUCUUCAGCCUCUGGGAAGGCUGGGAGUUCCUCGACGGCUCCUACUUCUGCUUCGUCACGCUCAGCACCAUUGGCUUCGGAGACCUGGUGCCAGGGGACACCGUGGUCUCGGACAGCGGGUCCCAGGAGAAGCUGGUCAUCUGCUCGCUCUACCUGCUUGUCGGCAUGGCCUUGAUCGCCAUGUGCUUCAACCUCAUGCAGGAGGAGGUCAUCUACAAAGUGCGGAACUGCGGCAAGCGCAUCGGUAUCAUCAAGGACGCCGACGACGACGAAAACUUUUCUUGAGGCUCGGCGCACGCGUCGCCUUCGGUGGAACUGUGCGUGUGUGUGCUCUUCCUUCUUUUUUUUUAAGAUGAAUGUUGGGGGUAUGCCCCGUGGGACGGUGCUAAUCCCGCGAGAGCGGCUCACGUAUACAUAACUUGAUGCUAUACAUCUCCG
Molecule: messenger RNA, 861 nt
Organism: Ixodes scapularis (black-legged tick)
Lineage: Eukaryota; Metazoa; Arthropoda; Arachnida; Ixodida; Ixodidae
Product: potassium channel subfamily K member 18-like
Exons: 1
Coding region: 34-708 (224 amino acids)
Biological process (GO): stabilization of membrane potential; potassium ion transmembrane transport
Cellular component (GO): membrane
Molecular function (GO): potassium ion leak channel activity
Source: RefSeq, a predicted model, not a curated record